AUGAAUUCAAACACACCUACUGUGAAGCCGGGUCAGUGUCCCAUACCGGAGAUGAUUCCACUGUGUGCUAAAAGCUGUUUCCAUGAUGGCCAGUGUCCUGCCAUGCAGAAAUGUUGCCCAACCACCGGUGGCUUUGCAUGCAGUGAACCACGCGGACAGGGUCAGGGAAGCGGAGCUGGUCAGGGAGCCGGACAGGGUCAGGGAAGCGGAGCUGGUCAGGGAGCCGGUCAGGGAAGCGGAGCUGGACAGGGAAGUGGAGCUGGUCAGGGAGCCGGACAGGGUCAGGGAAGCGGAGCUGGUCAGGGCUCAGGACAGGGAAGUGGAGCUGGUCAGGGCUCGGGUCAGGGAAGCGGAGCUGGUCAGGGCUCGGGUCAGGGAAGCGGAGCUGGUCAGGGUUCAGGACAGGGAAGCGGAGCUGGUCAAGGCGUAGGACAGGGCAGCGGCUAUGGACAGGGCAGCGGCUAUGGACAGGGCAGCGGCGCUGGACAGGGCAGCGGCUAUGGACAGGGCAGCGGCUAUGGACAGGGCAGCGGCUAUGGACAGGGCAGCGGCUAUGGACAGGGCAGCGGCGCCGGUCAGGGCAGCGGCGCCGGUCAGGGAAGCGGCGCCGGUCAGGGCUCGGGUCAGGCAAGCGGAGCAGGUCAGGGCUCGGGUCAGGGAAGCGGAGCUGGUCAGGGCUCGGGUCAGGGAACUGGUCAGGGCAGCGGCUAUGGACAGGGUGCAGGACAGGGCAGCGGCUAUGGACAGGGAAGCGGAGCUGGACAGGGUAGCGGCUAUGGACAGGGAACUGGACAGGGUGCUGGACAGGGCAGCGGAGCUGGACAGGGUAGCGGCUAUGGACAGGGUGCUGGACAGGGUAGCGGCUAUGGACAGGGAAGCGGCUAUGGACUGGGUGCUGGACAGGGCAGCGGCUAUGGACAGGGCAGCGGAGCUGGACAGGGUGCUGGACAGGGCAGCGGCUAUGGACAGGGCAGCGGAGCUGGACAGGGUGCUGGACAGGGCAGCGGCUAUGGACAGGGCAGCGGAGCUGGACAGGGUAGCGGCUAUGGACAGGGUGCUGGACAGGGU
Messenger RNA from Carassius carassius (crucian carp), 1068 nucleotides. Its product is annotated as fibroin heavy chain-like. Gene Ontology annotation, cellular component: extracellular region. Gene Ontology annotation, molecular function: peptidase inhibitor activity. NCBI's taxonomy places the organism in Eukaryota, Metazoa, Chordata, Actinopteri, Cypriniformes, Cyprinidae. The transcript has 6 exons. The annotation marks the transcript as partial. The record is from RefSeq and is a predicted model, not a curated record.